Messenger RNA from Cervus elaphus (red deer), 2001 nucleotides. It is a transcript of the gene GNPDA2, whose product is annotated as glucosamine-6-phosphate deaminase 2. Bases 221 to 1051 code for a protein of 276 amino acids. Lineage: Eukaryota; Metazoa; Chordata; Mammalia; Artiodactyla; Cervidae. Gene Ontology annotation, molecular function: identical protein binding; glucosamine-6-phosphate deaminase activity. Gene Ontology annotation, cellular component: cytoplasm. The record is from RefSeq and is a predicted model, not a curated record. Gene Ontology annotation, biological process: D-glucosamine catabolic process; N-acetylglucosamine catabolic process; carbohydrate metabolic process. The transcript has 8 exons.
GUCCUGCGGCUCCGCGCUCCACGCGCCGGCCGGGGUCGCGCCGGGCUGCUGGGUGCUGGUCGUUCCGGCUGCUCCCGCGUCGGAGGAGCCCGUGGGUUCACAGGUGUUACUUUUAUAAAAACACUAUUUACCAGAAGAGAGGCUUGGGUCUUGCCUCACUCACAGGGAGAACUCUGGAUUUAGUUUGAACUUCUUGUCCUGGAAGCUGUGCGUCACCAUAAUGAGGCUUGUAAUCCUUGAUAACUAUGACCUGGCUAGUGAAUGGGCAGCCAAAUACAUCUGUAACCGCAUCAUUCAGUUCAGACCUGGACAGGACAGAUAUUUUACACUGGGUUUGCCAACAGGGAGUACACCUUUAGGAUGUUAUAAAAAACUUAUAGAAUAUCACAAGAAUGGAGACCUUUCUUUUAAAUAUGUGAAGACCUUUAACAUGGAUGAAUAUGUAGGACUUCCCAGAAAUCAUCCUGAAAGCUACCACUCUUAUAUGUGGAAUAACUUUUUUAAGCAUAUUGAUAUAGAUCCUAAUAAUGCUCAUAUCCUUGAUGGGAAUGCUACAGAUUUGCAAGCAGAAUGUGAUGCAUUUGAAAAGAAAAUAAAAGAAGCUGGAGGAAUUGAUCUUUUUGUUGGAGGAAUUGGUCCAGAUGGUCAUAUUGCUUUCAAUGAGCCAGGAUCCAGUUUAGUAUCAAGGACAAGAUUAAAGACGCUAGCAAUGGACACCAUUUUGGCAAAUGCUAAAUAUUUUGACGGAGAUUUAUCAAAAGUGCCAACUAUGGCUCUAACAGUUGGUGUGGGGACAGUGAUGGAUGCUAGAGAAGUGAUGAUCCUCAUUACAGGCGCACACAAGGCAUUUGCUCUCUACAAAGCAAUAGAAGAAGGAGUCAAUCACAUGUGGACUGUCUCAGCUUUCCAGCAGCAUCCCCGAACUAUUUUUGUAUGUGAUGAAGAUGCUACUUUAGAAUUAAGAGUUAAAACUGUGAAAUACUUUAAAGGUUUAAUGCAUGUGCACAAUAAACUUGUGGAUCCACUGUACAGUAUGAAAGAAGGAAAUUGAAGGAGAUUGGAUCAAAAUUCUGCUUGAAUGAACAGAACACUUUUAUACAUAUAUGAAUUUUCAGCUAUGCAAUAUGAAUUAAAACUUGGGGGAUUUUUGAAUAUUGUCAUUUUUGAAGUCUAAUAUCUAUGUUAAACAUUCCAUAUUUACAAUGUGUCCAUUUUAUACUAAGGUUUAGGAGAAAUAAUUGGCUUUCAUGGUUGAUCAGCUACUUGUUACAGAAGCCACACUGUCAAUGUACCACCACAGAAAUGUCUGCCUAUUUACAAAUUUUAAAUCGUUUUAAAGGUGACUUCUGUACAUCAAGUAUUCAUAUGACUCCAGUGGCAUUAUUAGACUUUAAUUUUUUAAUAACGGGACGACACUCCAAGCCUUUCAGGUAUCAUACAACUAUCACUGCAAGCCUUUACUUCCAAAUGCUAUCUUUAUUUUCUCUGCAUUACACACAAGCUUUCUGCACGUGGUUGCCUUGGUCAUCUUUCUACAGUAGCAUCUGGACAUCAGAAGUCCUGUUAAAUAUUGUUGGUACAGAAAAUUUGAAGAGAUGGCAGUGCCUAAAACUACAGUUAUGUCCUUUUGGAAAGUAUGUAUUAAGUGCAUGUUUUUUGUGCACCGUCGUCUAGCACUUUUUUUUCUUUUUUUUACAAAUGUGACCUUAGUUUUAUUUAAUGACUUGGGUUCAGGCACUUAAUAUAAGUAUUUUGGCAAUUAUGAGCUUUAUACCUAGAAACACACUGAAGAAAAAUUUUUUUAAGAAAAAUUAUUAUUAAACCUCUUAAACGAUUAGCUUUAUUCCUUAUAUAUAUAUAUACUGUAUAAAAGGAUAUGAUAAAAUAUAAAAGGAAUUACUGUAAACUAUUUUAGAUUGCAUAACCAUUUGCAUCAUUAAAUUGCAAAUAAAAGUAUAUUGUUUUCUAUCUUUAACUCAAAUAAAGCUUGUAAUAAACAAA